UAACCUCCCGAACAUUAUCCCGACCAAAAUAUUGUUUGUUUUAAAUACAGACCCUCACGAUUUUCGUUUUUGGAUGAAUAUCAAGCUGACUUCUCGAGAAGUCACCAAUCCUUGUAUUGCUCCAUAAUAAACAUGUUUAACUUCAAAAUUCUUAUAUAUAAACUUUUUUUAUUUCACCCAAAAAGCAUUUUGUCAAUUAAAUUCAGUUAUUAGUUCUUUCCCUCUAUUCGCCGAUACCUUUGAAAUUACAGACGCACGCGCCGCCUGUGCCAACUCCUCGCAGCUCACACACACACCAAACACGUUCGAGCCUCUCACACACGAGCGAAACCCUAACCCUCGCACGCAGACCGCUAUCUCACACGCGUCUGCUUCCGGCUGGUCGUCGGAACCCGGCUCUGGCCUCCCUCUCCUCACCGGAGCAGCUCCGGUUUAUCCUGGCCUCUCCAUCGCUGACACCACCGGAAAUCCGUCCAGUUGAGAGGUUGAAUUUUGGUUCCUGAGAGGAGAUAAUGCUCCGGAGAGUUGCUUGUCCGAGCUGACGAGGCCUAGUUCGUUCGUGGAGGAUAAUGGAGAAGGCGAUUAAACUGAAGUUUUAGUCUCCGUGACAAAGAAUUCCCCCAGAGUUCAGUUGUUUCGAGCAAUUGAAGCGCUUAGCAGGCCUGAUUUGACAAGGUAACCGAUGCUUAUGACUUGGUUUUCCUUUCUUGUUCUUUCAUCAGCUCAGCCGGUUAUCUGUGCCAAAGAAGCGAGUCUCCGGCUCAAUUGAGCUCUAAUCUAUUGUUUCUCAGUUGGCUCUUUUUAUGAAAUGUUCUUUGUUCUCACUUUUUGCGCACGCACGAUAAUUUCCAAGUAUCAAGAAGAGAAAUGGUUAGAGAAAAUGGAGGUUAGUUGGAUAAAUGUUGAACGGAAGUUUGGGUUAGCUGCUUUUGAGAAAGGAUUGUUGCUCAAAGGAUCGGUGGGAAAUAUUUUUUCCUUCUUUUCCUUGGUCUUCUUUUGCGUUUCUACCAUGGUCAUCUUCCUUGACGUUUUAAAUUAUUGCCAGGAAAAUCCAGCAUUGGCCCGGGUGCAGUUGUAGCAUUCUUAUGCCAAAUGCAUUUGUCUUGGGACGACACGGUAUGACUCAGUUUGACCGAGUUAAGGGAAUUUGAUUGAUGGCAACAGAUAUGCAAAAGCUGAUUGUAACUAGCGAGGAAGAUGAUGAAGAAGGAGACGGAACAGAUAUGGACGUCAAAGAGGAAGACGGUGAUAGUGAAAACAGAGCAAAACACAUUGCUGAUCAAGCAAUGGUAGGGGUUGAAGCGGGAAUGCUAUCUGAUAGUUUUGACGAUCAGUUUCAGUAUCAUCAUGAAGUUCAAGACCAGGUGAGUACCCCAGGAGGAGGAGGAAGUGGUGGUCGAAAGUGUAGGCCACUUGAAGAGAAAGAGAGGACCAAGCUGAGAGAGAGGCACCGAAGGGCAAUCACUGCAAGGAUCCUAGCCGGGUUAAGAAGACAUGGAAACUAUAAUCUUAGAGUUAGAGCAGAUAUCAACGAUGUAAUUGCUGCCUUGGCCAGGGAAGCUGGAUGGGUUGUUCUCCCAGAUGGAACUACCUUUCCCUCAAGAUCUCAGGGCUCAAGGUCUGUGGGAGGUCCUUCUGCAGCAGCUACACAGACGUCUUCCCAUCAAAGCCCACAACAGGAACCUCCUCCUUCCCUCAAAGGAAUUUCCCCUGGUUAUCCGACUCCAGUGGAAUAUAAUUCAGGUCAAAUGAAAGGUCUACUUGUGCCCUCUCCAUCACCUUAUGAUUUAUCUGCAGGCGCUCAUCCACAAACUUCAGUGAUGAUGGGCGAUGGUGUAGACACACCACGGAUCCAGCCUCUCACUGCUGGUACUGUAGAUACCAUCAAUGCUAAGCAGAUUGUUGAUGUAUAUCCAAAGCUCUCAGAGCGAGAGUUUGGGGGCUCUGCUUAUGUACCAGUUUAUGUGAUGCUACCACUGGGUGUAAUGAAUAUGAAAUGUGAGCUAGCUGAUCCAGAUGGUCUAUUACAGCAGCUGAGGGCACUAAAAUCAGCUGAAGUUGAUGGUGUCAAGGUUGACUGCUGGUGGGGAAUAGUGGAGGCUCACGCCCCGCAGGAGUAUAACUGGCAUGGUUACAAGAAGCUUUGUCAGAUAGUGCGUCAACUUAAGCUCAAGUUACAGGUCAUCAUGUCAUUUCAUGAAUGUGGAGGCAAUGUUGGUGAUGAUGUUUGUAUUCCAUUGCCACAUUGGGUGGCAGAAAUAGGUCGGAGUAACCCUGACAUAUUUUUCACUGACAAAGAAGGAAGACGCAACCCUGAAUGUCUCUCCUGGGGAAUCGACAAGGAAAGGGUACUAAGAGGCCGAACUGCUGUUGAGGUAUACUUUGACUACAUGAGAAGUUUCCGGGUACACUUUGAUGAAUUCUUUGACGAAGGUGUCAUCUCCAUGGUUGAAAUUGGGCUUGGGCCCUGUGGUGAACUCCGAUACCCUUCUAAUCCUGUAAAGAAUGGUUGGAGAUAUCCUGGGAUUGGUGAAUUUCAGUGUUAUGAUCAGUAUUUGAUGCGAAGUCUGAGGAAGGCAGCUGAAGCAAGGGGACACCCAUUUUGGUCUAGAGUGCCAGAUAAUUGUGGUUCUUAUAACUCGCAGCCGCAUGAAACAGGCUUUUUCUGUGAUGGUGGAGACUAUGAUGGCUAUCAUGGGAGGUUCUUCCUUAAUUGGUACUCCCAGAUUUUAGUUGAUCAUGGUGAUCUAGUGCUUUCUCUGUCCAAAUUGGCUUUUGAAGGCACCUGCAUCGCGGCAAAGCUACCAAGUAUUCAUUGGUGGUACAAGACAGCUAGCCAUGCUGCAGAGUUAACUGCCGGAUUCUACAACUCUUGCAAUCGUGAUGGCUAUGCUGCAAUUGUCGCAAUGCUGAAGAAGCACGGGGCUACUCUAAAUUUCUGUUUCUCUGAUCUGGGGGUGUUAAAUCAACAACCUAUGGAUUUCGCUGAUGGAUAUGUCGAUUCUGAUGGAUUAUUUUGGCAGGUGUUGAAUGCUGCCUGGGACGUUUCCAUACAGAUAGUCAGCGAGAGUGUGUUCCCUUGUCAUGAUCGACUCGCCUACAACAAGAUACUGGAUAAUGUGAAACCAUUGAACGAUCCAGAUGGAAGACAUCCUCUGUCAUUUACGUACCACAGACUCAAUUCAGUUCUGAUGGAUAGAUACAACUUUCUGGAGUUCCAACGUUUCGUCAAACGAAUGCAUGGAGAAGCAGUUGUGGAAAUGCAGGUAUAAGUGUAAUAGCCGUGACAGUGGCACUGAAAUGUGUGGCCAGACUCCCAUCAGGAGAAUUAAAUUGGUUUGGCUAGAAGGCCAAUCUUUGUAUGUAAUGUAGCACAAAAAUAUAGUAGCUAUGUAAAUGAUGCAGCAAAAGUGCAAGGAAGCACCAAAACACUUGCACUUUUGACCUUAAAUUUACUCUUAUUGAUGGCUAGAUAAUAUUAUUUGGUUGAAUACAGUUUGUUUAUAUAUAUUAAGGGUUUCUUUUUUAGGAUGAAUGAUUUGGAAUUUCCGACCCACUUGGUGGUCAUUGACAUAGAAGAUAAAAAGAGGGCCCUCUGGCACUCCAUUCCUAGCCAUGGUUAGUGCUGUAAUAGAUGGGGCUGAGUGGACCAUCAUUUUUGAGGUUUGGUGAGGAAUCAAUCAAGAAUUCAAGAUCAAUGUGGUUGAAAGUUUUUGCUAGAAACUUUGAAGCGACCAAGAAAUGCAUGAUAGUGAUUUUGAUACCUUAUCAACGGGACCCAUGUCUCCAUUGCACUCCUCUAGUUAGGGUUGUUCAAAUGGUUACCGUAGUAAUAACCAAACCAAUUAAGUCCAAAUUUCAUUAACCAUGGAAUAAAAUGUCUUAACCAAACCAAAGUUUAAUUGGUUUGGUUAAUCCGAUUAACCAAAUAACAUAAUAUUACAUGAAAACAAUUAUCCUGUUAAUGAAUAAAACAUAACCAUAUGUUAUUACUAUCAUAAACUGUCAUUAUAUAUAAGAAAUAAUAAUAAUUAGACUAACCAUGGUUAUCAUCAUCAUUCGAGUUAAUACAUCGUUCAUCAUCUCCGCACCUAGUAUAGUUAGCUUACAACAAACCCUUAACAUAAAUAUUAAAUACAUACCAAUACCACUCAUCAUGAAGUUAAAGCUCUCCUACAAAACACUUAAACUAUACAUAGUUUGAGAUGGUUGUCAUGGUAUUGUACGUAAUCCUAAAGUCUAGUAGCUGUUCAAAAUGUUUUUGUUUAGUAAAUAGGCAGUCCCAUUUAAUUUUUGACCCAUAAUGCUUUGGUUUGUUGUGCACAUGGAAAUAAGAUAGUGAAUCACGAAAGUUUGGUUUAGUUGGUUGCAUGGAAGUAUAAAUAAUUUUGUAUAUUAGGUGUAUCAUUAAUUGGUUAAUUGGUUUCAUUGGUUAGUAGUGUUAAAACCAAACCAAACCACCUAAACCAAAUAAGCUAAAUUGUUUAACCAAACCAAACCAAUUAUCCAAAUUAACCGAAUGCUACUGGUUAAUAUGGUUACCUCGGUAACCAAUCCGUUUGAACACCCCUACCUCUAGUGCAUCCUAGAUAUACGUAAAAAUAUCCUAUGAAUCGUCUUCAAAAUUGGUUAAUUUUAGGUGACAAAAGGACAUUAUUUCAAAGUACGACUAUUAGUUUAGCGGGAGAAAACUUUUAUUCUACUCCCUGUGGGCUGUGUAAGCAAUAUAUAAUUCACACAAUUAUCACAAGUAUGAAUCCAAUUCGAUUAUUUAUUUUAUUUUAUUAAAAAUCUCAAUACUAAUAUCAUUCUUAUCCUAAUUCUUUGCAGGAUGCCAUAACAAAUCCACACAACGUUG
Molecule: messenger RNA, 4858 nt
Organism: Linum trigynum
Lineage: Eukaryota; Viridiplantae; Streptophyta; Magnoliopsida; Malpighiales; Linaceae
Source: the annotation of a GenBank genome assembly